Molecule: messenger RNA, 3395 nt
Organism: Ictalurus furcatus (blue catfish)
Lineage: Eukaryota; Metazoa; Chordata; Actinopteri; Siluriformes; Ictaluridae
Gene: noxo1b
Product: NADPH oxidase organizer 1b
Exons: 8
Coding region: 734-2104 (456 amino acids)
Biological process (GO): superoxide anion generation
Molecular function (GO): superoxide-generating NADPH oxidase activator activity; phosphatidylinositol binding; protein binding
Source: RefSeq, a predicted model, not a curated record
GAGUGUGUGUUGCAGUAAACUGAAUGAGCUGAAGACAGUUCUUAUGUCUGGUGGCCCAUGACCAAAUGCUUUGAAAUCACUUGCCAGAAGGGAGUAUGGAGUUAUAGUUGGGGUGUGUGGUGUCUGAGAUUAUGUUUCAAAAUUUCAUUAGACAUCUCUUAGAAGUGUCUUUGAUAGGUCUUAGAGCUUUCCUGGUGAUGGCAUGUUCUGCUUUCACUGCCCUCUUGUCUUGUCAAGACAGAAUUCUGCAUUCGAUUUAAUUUGGACUUGCCAUGUUCCAUCUGACUUCUACAAGCUCACUGUGAAGAACAAACCACUGCUGAUAGCUGCAAGGUCAAACAUUAAGUAGAGCUGGAAGAAAUAUUAGGGGUGAGUCGAUUGGAAUUUUGACCUUAAAUGUGUGUUGGGGCAUUGGGGUGUCCGCUUUUGGGAAGCUGAGAAGGUGGCAACCAGCUACAGUCAGUAAAUGUGGCAGUGUACCUGAUAAAGUGUAAUUGAUGUAGAUAUAAUGUAGCUCUACUUAAUGACGUGUGGAGGGGAGGAUGAAAUGCGCAAAAACGUUAGCACCGCCCACUGUGAUGUGGUUGGCUGGCGCGUUGGUAAUUUAAAAAAAACGGAGCAGGUGAGAAUCAGCUGCAUGCACAAAGCAGCAGUCGUGUGAGGACAGUAACGGGUGGAGCAAAGAUUUAAGCCUUAACAGCCUGGUUACGACCAACAUUCUGCGCAAAUCAUUAUGGAUGAGCGUCGCUAUCCUCUGCACGUCCGAAUAGUCGGCAUAAUGUGCAAAGGCAACAGCAAGUUGUACAUGGCAUCUGUGCUGUGGUCGGAUCAGACCGACGUGACUGUAUACAGGUCUCUCCAAGACUUCAAGCAACUUCACAGGCAACUAAAGAAGAAAUUUCCAGUGCAAAGUCCAUUUCGCCAUCAGGACAGACUGCUGCCCAGAUUUGGAGGUUUAAUGAUGAAGCUGAACUUCCAGAUGAAGACUCCGGCUCGGUGUGUGUAUCGAGUGAAUGCUCUGGAGCGCUACUGCACUGAGCUGCUGCGCUCUGAACCAACAGUCUCUCAGUCCUCCGAACUCAUUCAUUUCUUUAUUCCUAAGGAAGAAGAGCUGCAUCCUGAGUUUGCACACAACAGCAUAAUGAUUUUUCAACUAGAAGAUGAUCAGCCAAAAGUCAACCUGAGCAAUAAGCGCCUCAGUGUUGGGAAUGUGUCCCAGCCAUUUGUCACCAAACUGUAUCGGUGUUUAGCGCCAUAUGAGACCAAGGACAUCAAGAACAGACCAUUUAGCGUGACUGUGGACGAAAUUCUGGAAGUACUCAUUAAAGAUCAAGCUGGAUGGUGGCUGGUAGAAAAUGAAAAGAAGUGUUUAGCCUGGUUUCCAGCUCCCUACUUGGAGUUGUGUGAGGAUGAAGAAGAGGGAGAAGCUGAGCUUGGCAGUGCAGGUGGCCAAACAGCUCUCUACUGUGCUGUAAGGAACUACACCUCUACUAUGACGGAUGAGCUAUCGGUGAACAUCGGAGCUGUGGUGGAGGUUAUUCAGAAGUCUAACAAUGGCUGGUGGCUUGCUAGAUAUCGUGGAAAGGCAGGCUAUGUGCCCUCUAUAUACCUGCAGCCAUACUCCAACCCUAUGAUUAGCAUGCAGAAAAAGUUGCACAGCUCCAACCUAAAUCUGUCCACUCAAUCAACUGUGCUGUCUCACCCCACCCACAAGUCCCACUUCCACAAGUCCCACUCUAUGGAGGUGUUCUCUGAGUCUCUGGGCCUCAGCGCUCCAGACCAAGACAAUGAAUACAACAGCCGCAAGAGCAGCUUCAGUGAUGACAAUGACUUCUGCUCCAGCUCCUCUGGUUCUCUGGGCCUGAGUCUGUAUGGCUCUGUGGGGGAAGAGAACCUGACACUGUCAGAGAAAGAUGUAGACUCGGACAGUCCUGACAGUGGUUUGUGUAUGGAGCUUCAAAGCCCUACCAAUUCAGAAACCAGCAGCCCUUUCAAACUGUACCCACAGGUGCCCCCUCGUCCACAAACCCAAGAGAUCCUCAACCGCUGUACCACCUACACCCGGAAAGCAGCCCUGGAAACCCAAGCUCGUCUGUUUUUAUAGAACUGAGAUUCAGGCCCAGUAAAAGACCAGUCAAAAUUAUUUAAAGAGAUGUUUUGUAAUCCUGGACUGCUCUCAUGGUGAUGCAUGAUGCUAUUAUGUCUGGUACAGUGACUAUAGUUGAAUACCUUCAUGUCUGAACCAAUUUUUAAAACUAUGAAUAUGAGCAAUCAACCAAUUAUUGUGCAUAUAUUUUCCUUCCCUUAUCUGAUUACAUGCUACUCCAAUUAUCCUGUUGAACAGAACGGCAGCGUAAAUACUAACGUACGCAGUGAACAUUAAUGCAUCAUUCACUUACUUCCACUGGUAAAACUAGUUCUAUUCUAAAGAUAGGUUCAAUAAUAAUAUGUUUGCCUUUCCUUUUCACAGUCACUUGUCAUGUUUUAUAAUAGACCUGUCAAGGUGUCAGAGAAAGCAGGCCGGUAACUAUUAUAUAAAAUAUUUUAGAUUGUUUCCCCAUAAGCUGUACUAUGUCUUUCAACAUUGUCUGUCUGUAUUCCAGAUGUUAAAUCACAGUACAUUGUCUGUCUGUAUUCCAGAUGUUAAAUCACAGUACAUUGGCUUCGAAUAAAAUUAUAAAACAUGAAACUACUUCACUCAGUCAUUCAGGUUUUUGAUGGUAGAGUGGCAGGAUACUCCAUAGAGUUCCAGAGUAGACUUAUGCUUGUGUAAUACUGUGUAUGCUGUAAUUGUUUACAAUCCCACUAUUCGAUAUCACCCAGAAUUUAAUGGAAUUUCCUUUUGCUUAUGGUUCCUGUCAAUUUCUUUCUCAUGUUUAUUUCCUUGACUCAUUCAACUCAGGCUUGCUCAUUAGAGAUCUAAAUCUAUAUCUGGGGAAUUCCUACUGUUGAAAGUGUUAUACACAUGAAUUAAAUUUAACGUAUUAAAGCUUGUAAAAGUUUCUCAGUGUUUCUGGAUACCCUCAUAUGCUAAUUUUGGUUAUCAGUAAAUCAGUCUUUCUGCAUGAAUACAUGACUGCACCAUCAACUUAAAAAAUGUCAGUAUCCUUUACAAGAAAAGUUUGAAAAAGACAUGAGUUCCUGAAAUACUAGAUUAUCUUUUUGUACUCAAACAUCUGUGCAAGGAAAUUGUUCUGGUUUUCCCUGUUGUGUUUCGAGAAUGACAUCUAUUUAAAGUUUUGUAUGUCUAUAUUCUAUACACAGGUCAUUGUCUAUGUCUACAACCUAUACAAAUAAUAUUGAACUGAAUUAAAUUGAAUUCAUUUGGUAGUUUUAAGCAAUAAAAUGCAGAUUUCAUUUUUCUGUUUUCACACAUUAAGUCAUUAUAAACUGUU